AUGCCUCGUCGCGCUGCAUCCCCCACUCCCUCCGAUGGAGAGGUCGACAUCGCCGAUCACCUGUUCGACGCCAGCGACAAUGGCAGCGACGCCGGGCAGGAUGUGGGAGGCAUUGACUUCGACAUGGACGGGAUCCUGAACGGCCACGAAGAGGGGCAAGAGGACGAGGAUGGCGACGAAGCGUUCAUUGCGCUGAAGCAGGCUGCUUCGUUUCGCAAGUCGUCCAACCUCAAGGGAAAGUCGGUAAAGAGAGGAGGUGGUUUCCAGGCCAUGGGUCUAAAUGCCGGCCUCCUGCGCGCGAUUACGAAGAAAGGAUUCUCUGUUCCCACACCGAUUCAGCGAAAGACGAUUCCCCUGAUCUUGGACCGCAAGGAUGUCGUGGGCAUGGCGAGAACCGGUUCAGGAAAGACUGCGGCCUUUGUGAUUCCCAUGAUUGAGCGCCUGCGCGCUCACAGCGCAAAGGUCGGCACGCGAGCGCUCAUCAUGUCGCCAUCUCGUGAGCUCGCGCUCCAGACCCUCAAGGUCGUGAAGGAGUUCAGCAAGGGGACGGAUCUGAAGUGCAUCCUUCUCGUGGGUGGUGACAGCAUGGAGGACCAGUUCAGCAUGAUGUCCUCGAACCCGGAUAUCGUCAUUGCCACGCCUGGUCGUUUCCUCCAUCUCAAGGUUGAAAUGGGUCUGGACUUGUCGUCCAUCAAAUACGUCGUGUUCGACGAGGCUGAUCGUCUAUUCGAAAUGGGUUUCGCUGCCCAGCUUACCGAAAUUCUCCACGCCCUCCCCUUAUCGAGGCAGAGUCUGCUGUUCUCUGCCACACUGCCGGCCUCCUUGGUCGAAUUUGCGAGGGCCGGACUCCAGGAUCCGAGCCUUGUGAGAUUGGAUGCCGAGACCAAGGUUUCCCCCGAUCUCGAGAGUGCCUUCUUCUCCGUUAAAGGGGCCGAGAAGGAAGCUUCCCUGCUUCAUAUUCUCAACGACCUGAUCAAGAUGCCACAAGGAACUCCCGAUGGCGUUCCCCUAGAUGUUGCACCGUCGAAAAAGCGAAAGCGCGAGGGUGGCGGCACCGGUAAACCGACAGAACACUCGACUAUUAUCUUCGCGGCUACAAAGCAUCACGUGGAGUAUUUGGCGCAGCUGCUCACAAAGGCCGGCUAUGCAGUAUCCCACGUCUAUGGUUCACUGGACCAAGAAGCCCGUCGUAUCAACACUGAAAACUUUCGAAAUGGUAGAGCAAACAUCUUGGUGGUGACGGACGUCGCUGCCAGAGGUAUCGAUAUCCCAGUUCUGGCGAACGUCAUCAACUACGAUUUCCCUCCGCAACCCAAGGUCUUUGUCCAUCGUGUUGGACGUACGGCUCGUGCUGGUCAAAGGGGUUGGGCAUACAGUAUCGUGCGCGAACUCGACACACCUUAUCUGCUGGAUCUCCAGCUGUUCCUUGGCCGGCGGCUAGUAGCAGGUCACGAUACCGAGAACCCAUCCUACGCCGAAGACGUUGUCGUUGGUGGAUUGAAGAGAGAUAGGAUUGAAAUCAACAUGGAAUGGAUGGACAAGAUCCUGAAGGAGGAGUCCGACCUCGAGGCGCUGCGCAGAGUCUCGACGAAAGCUGAGAAGCUGUACCUAAAGACCAGGCAUUCAGCUUCAAGCCAGAGCGCGAAACGAGCCCGCGAGCUUGUGGGAACCAAGGGCUGGCACGAGCUGCAUCCUCUAUUUGGCAAAGACGCCAGUGUCGUGGAGCAGGCGCGCAACGAGAUGAUGGCCAAGAUUAGUGGCUUCAGACCGGCCGAGACCAUUUUCGAGAUCGGGAAGGGGGGCAAGGGAUCAAGUAGUGAAGCAGUUGAGGUUAUGAAGCAGCUGAGGAAACGCAUCACACCACACCGCGGCAACAAGAAGGAGGAGCUAGACUCGGACGACGACAUGGAGGGCCCGGAUGGUGCCGAGAAUGACUCGGAUGACGGACUCGACGGUGAAGCAGAGGAGGGUGCCGCAGAAGCCUACAACUCGGACGAUUCCGACGAUAAUGACGGUCUCGAAGUCACAGUUACCAACACAGGCGAGAAGGAGAAGAAGAAGACGGAUUCCUGGCGCGACUCGGACGUCUUCAUGUCAUACACGCCCAGGACGAUUAACGCAGCAGAGGAGCGCGGGUACGGAGUCACGUCGGGCGCGCAGACGUCGAGUUUCGUGCAGGCGGCGCGCGACGUGCAGAUGGACCUCACAAACGACGAGACCGCCAAGGGUUUCGGCGAGCCGACCAAGGCGGUGGGCAUGCGCUGGGACAAGAAGCAGAACAAGUACGUGGCGCGGGCCAACGAUGAGGACGGCUCCAAGGGGUCCAAGUACGUGCGCGGCGAGAGCGGCGUCAAGAUCGCGGCCAGCUUCCAGAGCGGGCGGUUCGACAGAUGGCGCAAGGCCAACAGGCUGGGCCGGAUCCAGGUGGGCGGCAUGGAGAAGGGCAACGUGCCGGAUUUGCCGUCGGGCCGGCAGUACAAGCACAAGCAGGAGAAGGCGCCCAAGCAGGCCGACAAGUUCCGGGACGACUACGAGGUGCGAAAAAAGAGGAUCGCCGAGGCCAAGGAGAAGCGUAUCGGCCAGUUCAAGGACGGCGCGGGCAGUCGCAAGGAAAUCAAGGGCGUCGAGGAUAUCCGGAAGGCGAGAUGGGAGAAGCAGAAGCGCAUGGAGAAGAAUGCGAGACCGCAGCGCAACCGGAAGUAG
Messenger RNA from Colletotrichum orchidophilum, 2703 nucleotides. RefSeq names its product DEAD/DEAH box helicase. The transcript is spliced from 2 exons. Gene Ontology annotation, cellular component: nucleus. Bases 1 to 2703 code for a protein of 900 amino acids. The record is from RefSeq and is a predicted model, not a curated record. Gene Ontology annotation, molecular function: ATP binding; RNA binding; RNA helicase activity. NCBI's taxonomy places the organism in Eukaryota, Fungi, Ascomycota, Sordariomycetes, Glomerellales, Glomerellaceae.